Messenger RNA from Echinococcus granulosus, 765 nucleotides. RefSeq names its product Calcipressin-2. Gene Ontology annotation, cellular component: nucleus; cytoplasm. Gene Ontology annotation, molecular function: nucleic acid binding; calcium-dependent protein serine/threonine phosphatase regulator activity. NCBI's taxonomy places the organism in Eukaryota, Metazoa, Platyhelminthes, Cestoda, Cyclophyllidea, Taeniidae. Gene Ontology annotation, biological process: calcium-mediated signaling. The coding region runs from base 1 to 765 and encodes 254 amino acids. The transcript is spliced from 4 exons. The record is from RefSeq and is a predicted model, not a curated record.
AUGGAAGAGACAAUCGGUUCUCUCAAGUCUACCAAAUAUGCUUCAUGCCGCCUUAUUGUGACCAAAGUUCCUAUUGAUGUGUUUACCGAUAUUGAAUCUAAGAGCAUUUUUGAACAGGUUUUCCGGGCCUAUGAUGACACUUGUGAAUUCAUCUAUCUUCCUAGCUUUCAUCGCGUCAUGGUAACAAUGUCCACCCCAGAGGCCGCUGUGAUGGCUCGCCUCGAAACUCAGGGCUGGCGACUUCAAACAUCUACUGUUGGCACUUCCAAUGCGAAUGAGAAUGAGUCUUCCACGGAAUCCGAGAAUGUGGGGAUUCGUUGCUACUUUGCUGACGACAGGGAAGAGUAUCGUAAACGUCAGCGUCAGCAGGCCCGUCCAGCCGCGAAAAGCACCUCAUUUGAUGACGAUCAUCUUACUGACGAAGAUGGAGACGACGGUAGUGACGAUGAGGUGCUGGACGAUAUGGACACCUUCGAGCAUCUGGCGCUACCGAAACCCGAGCAUCUCUUUCUUCUUUCACCUCCGGCAUCUCCGCCUGUGGGUUGGGAACCUAGAACCGAGGCGGAACCUCUCAUUAAUUAUGAUCUUCUCCAUGCUCUUGCUGCACUUGAACCUGGCAAAGCGCAUGAACUGCAUCCACCCGAGCGAGACAAACCGGGUAUUGUGGUGACACCGUGUGAGGGGGCGUUGGAUAUGAAGAAAAAGAAGAAGCGGGAUCUGCCAGAUUCAAAGAUUCCUCACACCGCUUGUCCCAACCGAAAUUAA